AUGACAACAUCACAAAUAGACGCAGAUAAAGAAAACCAAAUAAGCGCUGUUAUAGAUUUUUUAAAUAACAAUGAAGAAGUAAAUAUUUUAGAUACCAAAAAAGAUGAGGAAAAACUUGAUGAUGAAAUAUCGAAGAAAGAGAAAAAAACGAAAAAAGAUAAGUUUCCUUCCAAAAAAGAAAAAAAAAGAAAGGCAAUGAAUGAAGACGAAAUUGUGGAAAGAAAUAAGAGGACAGUUUUUGUUGGAAAUGUACCAAUAAAAGAUGUGUCAAUUUCUAAAUUAUUGAAAAUUUUAAAUAUAGAAAAAUCAAUUGUAGAAACGGUACGUUUUCGAUCCUUACCUUUAGAAGAAAAAUAUGCAGAUAAGAAAAGGCUGGGAGUCUUGCGUAAAAAAUUUACGGAUGUAAAGGAUAAUAAAAACGCCUUGGUGACUUUGAAGGAUGAGAAAGAUGUUCCUCUUUUACUGGAAAGAAAUGGUGUUAGAAUAUUGAGAGACACUGCAACGAGUAUGUCAACGGGUACAGCAUUUAUUUUAUUUGAAAACCGAAGUGCUGUGAAAAAGGCCAUACAACAAUUUAAUGGAUAUACAAUAAAUGACAGACAAAUUGUUGUCGAAAAAGUGCAGGACGACAAAGAGAAGAAGGGGUAUAGCCAUAAUGAAAAAAGUUCCUUCAAAAAAAAAAAUAAGGAAAAAGGGGGUAAUAAAAAUGUGAAGAAAGACUUUACAAAAAAGUUUAAUAAGUACAAAUCGAAAAAGAAAAAAUACAUGAGAAGGAGAAAAAAAAAGGAACAUAAAAAUGUUGUAAAGAAUUAA
Molecule: messenger RNA, 813 nt
Organism: Plasmodium gaboni
Lineage: Eukaryota; Apicomplexa; Aconoidasida; Haemosporida; Plasmodiidae
Product: putative large subunit rRNA processing RRM protein
Exons: 9
Coding region: 1-813 (270 amino acids)
Biological process (GO): mRNA splicing, via spliceosome
Cellular component (GO): precatalytic spliceosome
Molecular function (GO): snRNA binding; mRNA binding
Source: RefSeq, a predicted model, not a curated record